Botrytis cinerea B05.10 is the source of this 882-nucleotide messenger RNA. It is a transcript of the gene Bccof1, whose product is annotated as Bccof1. The coding region runs from base 346 to 762 and encodes 138 amino acids. Gene Ontology annotation, molecular function: actin filament binding. The transcript is spliced from 6 exons. Gene Ontology annotation, biological process: actin filament depolymerization; cell motility; actin filament severing. NCBI's taxonomy places the organism in Eukaryota, Fungi, Ascomycota, Leotiomycetes, Helotiales, Sclerotiniaceae. The record is from RefSeq and is a predicted model, not a curated record. Gene Ontology annotation, cellular component: actin cytoskeleton; actin cortical patch; cytoplasm.
GACCUUCAUCCCCGUUCGCAAAAUCCAAAACUCUCCCAAAGAUAAACAUCUCCCAAGCUUUUCUUUCGCUCCUCCUACUACCUCGCAAUUCCCACAACAUACAGUGGACUUUGGAAAACAGGUCUCUGAACAAUCUUUAACUUUCUACCAACACAAACCGUCGCAUAGACUUUCUUGACAUCAUGUUCACCCCACUACUCAACCCACUACCAUCAGUGACUUGCGGUGACAACCGAGCUUGAUGCGAAUCUGUUCCUACCAAUAAUCCGAGCAGUGCCGCAGACCAUUAGUUAACAAGUCUACAGUAUCACCGUCGACGAAGAAUGCAUCGAGAAGUUCAACGAGAUGAAGCUUCAAAAGAAGAUCAAGUGGAUUGUUUACAAGAUCAACGAUGAAGGCACAAAGGUCGUUGUCGACACUUCCAGCGAGUCGGCAGACUGGGAACCAUUCCGUGAGGUCCUCGUAAACGCAAAGGCACUUAACAAGAACAAAACCCAGGGUAAAGGUCCCAGAUAUGCUGUCUAUGACUUCAACUACGAUUUGGCCAACGGAGAGGGACAAAGAACCAAGCUUACUUUCAUUUCGUGGUCCCCUGAUGAUGCCAGUACCUUCCCUAAAAUGAUGUACGCCUCCACCAAGGAAUCUUUCAAGCGUGCUUUAUCCGGACUUUCGGGCGAUGAACUCCAAGCAAACGAUGAAGCCGACCUCGAAGAGAAUGAGAUGUUGAAGACAGUCAGCAAGGGUACAGCCGCUCUCAAGUAGAUACAAGCGUCAUGGUUUUUGGAAUGAACUUGACAGGAAGGAACAGUAUUUCAUUGGGUGCUUAUUGCAUGCGAUGUUAUGCAUGGGUGUGAAUUUAUUCUUCUGAAGACGGAUUGAUCA